UAUCCAUGUCUCCAGUGGCCACACCAGGUGCCAAUAUUCAAAUCUGAGCACAGAUUGGUUUGACCACAACUUCCUGAAAAUCUCACUUCCUUAUCAACCCAGGACAAAGUGGAGCUAUGAGACAGUGGCAGGACACUUUUGCAGUGAAGACUAGAGAAAUGGGCAUAACAGAUCCGUGGACACUUCUGGAGGAUGAUGCCCUGCAGGUGCAGGCCUGCAGGCCUGGCUGGAAGGAGUUUGUGCAGCGCCGUGCUCUUGGGAGGUUUCAGUGCUCCCAGUGCUUUCACAAGUGGUCUUCUGCCAAAGUGCACAUCCUGUUCCACGUGUACCACUGCCACGGCUGGGGCACCGUGUGGAUGCGAAUCUUUCACCAGAAGUGCAGGCGCUGCCCUAACUCCCGGCUGGAGGAUCCUGAGUUCAGCCUGGACACUGUGGAGACAAUUCUGCACAACCUGGUGAUAAAGAUCCUCCAGUAUUUCUACAAGAAGCCUGUCCAGCCCUCUGACCUCCUGGAAGUCGUGGUGGAUGCACUGGUGACAGGGCCACACGACCGUGCCCACUGCGAGGCCUGUGAGCUUGGCAUUUGUAACAGGUCACAGAAGGCCCUGGCACUGGAUGCCUGGAAGCCCUUGACGGAUGAGAACAAGGCCAGGAUGCACAGCAGUGAGCCAUGGCUGGCCUGGACAUCAAAUGUCUGGAAGUCCUUAACAAAUACGGGGGAGGCCGGAACCCAUCACACGGAGUCAUGGUGGUCCCGGGGAUCAGAUGUCUCCGAGCCCUUGAUUGGUGUGGGCAAGGCCAGGACCCAUCACACUAAGCUGCAGCCAGCCCCAGCACGGGUUUCCUGGAAUACAUACCAAUCCUGGACCUCUCAGACCCUGAAACACCAGGGCUUAAGACCCCGUGAAGCCUCGACUCACCACCCCUCACCCUCCAACAGCAACUUCUCCUGGAAAUGGUGCUGCUGCAUCGGCAGCUCCUUAGUCUGUGUUUCAGUCAUCAUCUUCCUUGUGUUUUAUUUGACCAAGAUGUAGAGGGACCUGGGGAUCACAAAGAGGAGCUGGGGCGAUGUGAUGAACUGCCUGGAAACUUGGAGACCCAAGGUCAGCCCUUGCUCUUGGUUCAGCAAGCUCCCCAGCUCCUGGUGGCAUGGGAUCGUACUGGGAUUCCUCAUCCAGGCACCUUGUCCAACAAUCUCUGGAAGAGUCAUGGGUCUGAUGGAUUCUUAUGGGACAUAUUCUGUGUGAGGAUGAAUAUCCCAGCUCCCCCAUGCACAGGAUGAGGUUUCUUACUUGCAAGAAUAAAACAACCCCCUUCUCCUCAGCCCAGGAAUGCACUUGUGCUUUUUAAUGUCUCAAAAGCCUUUUCUACAUGUGUGUGGGCAUUGUGGAGGGAAGCUUGGGGCUGUUUUUAUCUCCCAGCAGUGCUGUGCUUCCAGAGAGGCACAUGCCCAGUCUGCCCUGCCUUUGGCCAGCUGUCUGGGUACCCUGCAGGGGGAGCAGAGAGUGCCAAACUUGGCUAGUGCAAGAAGACUGUGGCAGCAAGUCCAAAGUAUUCCCCAGUUAUGCAGAAAUUGCAAAUAUUGGGCUGCAGGGUCAGGGCAAAGGGGAAGAUGCAGACUCUUGCCUUCUGCUACUUCACCCUUCAGGGCUUUAGGGACCUGGUGGGUGUCUUAAGGUUGGGAGGAAACGUGCUGUCCCCAUGACUCUUACCUUCCCUGCAGGGCAGCUGGGCUCCUGCAAAACUUACCCAUGGACACAGCAUGUCCUGUGACCACAGCUGAUUUCAGCUGGGAUGGAGAUAAUUUUCCUCUUUGUAGCUGUUACUACACUGGGGAUUAAUAGUGUUGAUAGCACACUGAUGUUUUAGUAGGUUCAAGUAGUGCUUACUCUAAGUCAAAAACUUUUCCGUUUCCUGUGCUCUGCCACUGGAGCAGGUGUACAAGGAGCUGGGAGGGAGCAGGGCCAGCACAGCUGACCAGAACUGGCCCAAGGGACUUUGCACAGAUCAUCCUGCUCAGUGGAUAAACUGGAGGAGUUGGCCAGGAUGGGCUGAUUGCUCUGGGGGAUGGGCUGGACAUCGGUCAGAGGGUGGUAAACAACUGCAGUGUGUGUCUCUUGUCUUUGUUAUGUCUCUCUCUUUAUCUCUCUGUUCAUGAUUGUUAUUAUUAUUAAUUAUUAUUCAUAUUUACUUUGUUCCAAUUAUUGAACUGUUCUUAUCUCAACUCACAGACUUUACCCUUUUCCAAUUCUCCUCCCAUGCUACUGGGGCAGGGUGGUUUGACUGAGUGGGAGGCUGUGGUGUACUUAGUUACUGGCUGAGCUUAAGCCACA
Molecule: messenger RNA, 2333 nt
Organism: Passer montanus (Eurasian tree sparrow)
Lineage: Eukaryota; Metazoa; Chordata; Aves; Passeriformes; Passeridae
Gene: RTP2
Product: receptor transporter protein 2
Exons: 2
Coding region: 117-1034 (305 amino acids)
Biological process (GO): protein insertion into membrane; protein targeting to membrane; detection of chemical stimulus involved in sensory perception of bitter taste
Molecular function (GO): olfactory receptor binding
Source: RefSeq, a predicted model, not a curated record